CAAGGUUAUUACCGCAGCCCACCAUCUCCUCCACCUCCCCAGCCCAGAUACCAUUCCCUCCACCUCCUCUAUAAACCAUCGCAUGCACCAGGCAAGGACACUCACAGAGGCAAACGCUCCAGCAGCGCAAAGCAAAGCAUUUUCCCAAGCUUGCCGUACGUGCACUGCACUCUCCUUCUCGCUGUUAUAAGUUGUUGGCGGAGUCGGCGGCCAUGUCUGUGUCGUCGGCGCUGUCGUCGUUCCUGUACGGCUGCUUCAACCCGGCGGGCGGGCGGUACCACCACCACCGCGCGGGGGCCUACUACCACAGCAGCCACCCCACGAGCGCCGACACCCUGUACUACAACCAGGGCGGGUUCGCCGGCGGCCGCAGGAUGGGCCGGAGCAGCCGGCCGCUGUCCCUGCAGACGGUGGAGCUGAAGGUGCGGAUGUGCUGCUCGGGGUGCGCGCGGGUGGUGAAGCACGCGCUGACGAAGCUGCGCGGGGUGGACAGCGUGGAGGUGGAGGUGGAGAUGGAGAAGGUGACGGUGACCGGGUACGUGGAGCGGCACCGGGUGCUCAAGGAGGUGCGGCGCGCCGGGAAGAAGGCCGAGUUCUGGCCCAACCCGGACCAGCCGCUGCACUUCACCACCGCCAAGGACUACUUCCACGACCAGGAGUCGUUCCGCCCCAGCUACAACUACUACCGCCACGGCUACAACGGCGACAAGCACGGCCACCUCCCCGAGCCCCACCGCGGCUCCGACCCCGUCAGCAACAUGUUCAACGACGACGACGUCAACGCCUGCUCCAUCAUGUAACCAAAUCAUCAUUCUGUCGUCGUCGUCGUCCUCCUCCUCCUCUCGAGGUCGUCUAGCGCUCGGCGCCGGCCGGGCCGGGGAAGAUAGACAAGUGGGAUGCCUGCUCUCUGCUCCUGUAAAGCUAGCGUUGUGGUAUGGACGAUGGAAAUGGAAUGAUCAGUGGUGCCCUCCACGGGCUACACAACGUA
Messenger RNA from Triticum dicoccoides, 988 nucleotides. Its product is annotated as heavy metal-associated isoprenylated plant protein 30-like. NCBI's taxonomy places the organism in Eukaryota, Viridiplantae, Streptophyta, Magnoliopsida, Poales, Poaceae. The transcript is spliced from 2 exons. Gene Ontology annotation, molecular function: metal ion binding. Bases 213 to 800 code for a protein of 195 amino acids. The record is from RefSeq and is a predicted model, not a curated record.